Messenger RNA from Chara braunii, 2669 nucleotides. NCBI's taxonomy places the organism in Eukaryota, Viridiplantae, Streptophyta, Charophyceae, Charales, Characeae. The record is from the annotation of a GenBank genome assembly.
GUGCGUCCCUGUGUGCACGAGUGAGUCUCUUUCCGUGCCGGCGCUGGCCGCUUGGUCGUCUGCGGGGUAGGGGUAGUGAAUCUAGUGAUUGACUGGAUUCCCCCUCGGGCGCAACGACACAGGGCGAGGAUGGCGAGCUCCAUGGCAGGCGACCUGGUUCCCCGCCCAGAGAAGGUCCCCGCGAUUACUCGCUUGCACAGCACGACGGAUCGCGUGAAAAAUGCCAUCUCGGAGUAUCGGAACGCGAUCACGCAUCUUCUCUCCCGCUACGUGGCGAAUGGGAGGCGCAUGCUUCAGCCACACGAGCUGACGAGCGAGCUGGACCGCCUGGCCGAUCUCGAGUGCUUCGCUGGUAUGAACAUCAGUGAGAGCGCUUUCGCGAAGCUCAUACGGGCGACGCAGGCGGCUGUCGUGAUCCCUCCUUGCAUCGCGCUGGCAGUGCGGCCACGCGUCGCCGAGUGGCAGUACAUUCGCGUGAACGCCUUCGAUCUCUCUGUGGAGCAGCUCAGUCCCUCGCAGUACUUGGAGUUCAAGGAGCGUGUGAAGACCGGCGACGACGAUCAGCUUGCUCCUGUGUGCAAGGACCUCGCCAUGCUGGAGAUUGACAUGGAGCCCUUCAAUGCGAGCUUCCCGAGACUUACCCGCCCCUCGUCGAUCGGCGAGGGCGUGUCGUUCCUGAACAAGCACCUGGCUACACGGAUGUUCAAGGGGCCCGCGGAGCUUCAGCCUCUGCUAGACUUCCUGCGGACCCACAAGUGCGUCGGGGAGACUCUGAUGCUGAACGAGCGCAUCGACACUCUCGAGAAGCUCCGCAGCAACCUCGCCAAGGCGGAGGAGUACUUGGGCGCCCUUCCUGUUGACACGCCUGUUGGGAGCGUGGCGACCACGCUGCAGGAGUUGGGCUUCGAGCGCGGUUGGGGUGACACGGCCGGGAGGAUCAAGGAGAUGCUGGACAUGCUGUCGGACCUGAUGCAGGCACCGGACGCUGACUUGCUGGAGAAAUUCCUUGCUCGCAUCCCACUCGUCUUCAACGUCGCCAUCAUGUCGCCACACGGCUAUUUCGGGCAGGCCAACGUGCUCGGUCUGCCUGACACCGGCGGGCAGGUGGUGUACAUUCUGGACCAGGUGAAGGCGCUGGAACGGGACCUGCUGAAGCACAGCAAGCAGCAGGGACUGAACUUCAAGCCCCAGAUCAUUGUGCUGACGCGGCUGAUUCCAGACGCUCAGGGAACGUCCUGCAACCAGAGGAUCGAGCACAUCGACGGCACACAGUACUCGAAGAUCCUUCGCGUGCCCUUCAAGAGCCCCAAGGACGGAAGCGUGCUGCGCAAGUGGGUUUCCCGCUUCGACGUCUGGCCCUACAUGGAGCAGUUCACGGAGGACUCCGUGCACGAGCUGCGCGCUGAGUUCGGCGGCAAUCCGGACCUCAUCAUCGGCAACUACAGCGACGGCAAUUUGGUGGCUGUCCUGCUCGCGCACAGGCUGAAGGUGACGCAUUGCACCAUCGCCCACGCGCUGGAGAAGACCAAGUACCCCAACUCCGACCUCAACUGGAAGGAUCUCGAAGAGAAGUACCAUUUCUCUUGCCAGUUCACGGUUGACCUGAUUGCCAUGAAUCACGCCGACUUCAUCAUCACGAGCACGUUCCAGGAGAUCGCCGGGCGGGCUGACACCGUGGGGCAGUACGAGUCUCAUCUGGCGUACACAAUGCCGGGGCUGUACCGCGUUGUGAACGGCAUCGACGUCUUCGAUCCCAAGUUCAACAUCGUCGCCCCUGGCGCCGACGCCGACACUUACUAUCCCUACUUCAUCAAGGAGAAGAGGCUGACGGCGUUCCACCCGGAGAUCGAGGAGCUGCUGUAUGGGCCGACGGAGGACGACAAGCUGUGCCGCGGCGUGCUCAAGGAUAGGAGCAAGCCCAUCAUCUUCACCAUGGCGCGUCUGGACAAGGUGAAGAAUCUGACGGGGCUGGCAGAGAUGUUCGGCAAGAGCCCGCGCCUGCGCAAGCUGGUCAACCUGGUCAUCGUGGGAGGCUACAUCGACCCGUCUCUGUCCAUGGACAGAGAGGAGGUGCACCAGAUMAACGAAAUGCACGCCGUCAUUGACAAGUACGGGCUGGACAAGGGCGACAUGCGGUGGAUCGUGGCACAGAAGCACCGGAUGCGCAACGGAGAGUUGUACAGGUAUAUCGCCGACACCAGGGGCGCUUUCAUUCAGCCGGCGUUCUACGAGGCCUUCGGUCUCACAGUGGUGGAGGCCAUGACCUCGGGGCUGCCGACGUUCGCCACCUGUCACGGAGGCCCCGCAGAGGUCAUCAAGCACGGCGUUUCGGGAUACCACAUCGACAUGUACCGACCGGAGGAGGUGGCGGACUUGAUCGCCGACUUCUUCGAGAGGUGCAAGACGGAUCCAAGCGAGUGGGAGAGUCUGUCGAAGGCGGGACUGGAGAGGAUCUACAGUAAGUUCACGUGGGAGAUCUAUGCGGAGAGGCUGAUGACUCUCUCCCGUGUCUACACGUUCUGGAAGUUCGUGUCCAACCUGGAGAGGAGGGAGUCGAGGAGGUACAUCGAGAUGUUCUACAAUCUCAUGUACAGGGACCGUGUCCAAACGGUGCCCGUCGCCKCCGAGCGAUGAUGAGUAGAAGCUGGCAAUCAAAGUKAGAUCACCGC